Anastrepha ludens (Mexican fruit fly) is the source of this 3151-nucleotide messenger RNA. It is a transcript of the gene TfAP-2, whose product is annotated as transcription factor AP-2-epsilon. Gene Ontology annotation, cellular component: nucleus. The coding region runs from base 654 to 2069 and encodes 471 amino acids. Gene Ontology annotation, molecular function: DNA-binding transcription factor activity, RNA polymerase II-specific; RNA polymerase II transcription regulatory region sequence-specific DNA binding. Lineage: Eukaryota; Metazoa; Arthropoda; Insecta; Diptera; Tephritidae. Gene Ontology annotation, biological process: anatomical structure development; regulation of cell population proliferation; regulation of transcription by RNA polymerase II. The transcript is spliced from 8 exons. The record is from RefSeq and is a predicted model, not a curated record.
UGCACAAGGGUAAAUGUCGUUUUCGGGUUACUUCUGAUAUUCAACGCCAACCCAUUGAAGUGCGGUGUGUUUUGUUUUUGUUUUAGUUUGCUUUUCCAAAAAGGACGCAUAAAAAAUGUUUCGAUUGAAAAUAUGUUACAUAAACAAAACAUGCGAAUAAAAAAAUCAAAGCGCGUUAAUUAUUUAAUUGCCUAUGCAUUUGUACAUGAAAUAAGCGAUUAAAGCCCUCGCCGUAAAUUGAUCCAGUUUCAACAGUUCUCAAAGUCCAGUCGCCUACGGAUAAUACUUGUGUUUUUAAAAAUUUGUGUGAGACAUCCUCUUGACAAGUAGAAUGCGCCAUGCCAAAAGUAUAUUUUCAUUUAUAUUUCGUCAUAAAUCAAAAAACCUAUUCUGUAACAGAUAAUACUAACUGAGUAAUCUCCAACAGAGGAUGUGUAAUCUCAAUAUACAUAUGUAUGUAUAUGUACUUAUGUAUGCAUGUAUAAUUGCCAAUAUGAAUGAUCGUACAGUUGCCUUUAUAAGUGCCAUUAGUGUAUUGUAAAACUUAAUAGAGGAUAAUAUUCUUUGUACCUGUAAACAAUAUUUAUAUAACUGCAAAAGUGCUUAAUUGUGUGUUCAUUUGUUGUUUGUUAAAAUUAAAAAUUUGGUUACAAAUGCAUAUCCUACAUCGAACCAGUGACCACCAGUUCGAAGACCAGAAAUUCAUGAUGGAACGCCUGACUAGUCAUGGCAGCUUGGGAUUGUCAAGCAGUAGCCCAGCAUAUACUACACACACAGGCGGCCACAGUGGACGUGGAGGGCCUUCUUCUGGGCAUGGCAGUCAUGGCAGCACCCAUGGAUCCGCAGCAACAAUGCAUCAUCAAUCAUUACAAUCAGAUUUCCAACCGCCCUAUUUUCCUCCACCCUUCCAUCAUACAACUCAAAGUCCGCCCCAACAACAGGUACCUGCAUAUUUACAGAACCAUGGAGCUUUAGAAUAUUUGGGUACAGAUCCCUAUGGGCAGCCGUUAUCAUCAUUACACCACGCUCCGCUGCAUCAUUAUAAUCAACUUGCGGGCUUGCGAUCAACUCAAGAUCAGCUUGGUAUACACAGAUCUCAUAGAGAAGCUGAACUUCAAGGGCAUGUGGCACAGCUGUCUCAUGGCUUUCCAUAUACAGACAGAAGAGCUGAAUAUGGGAGCACAAUAUCAGGAGGAGCCACACAUGGCGGUCGGUUAGCUCAUGAGCAUGAUCCCUUAGCCUUACAUCAAGCACUUCAAAAUGCUGUUGAUGAUGUCCAAAAUCCCGGUAUAGAUGACAACGUUGCAUUUAUGGCGGACCUACCUCUAAUCAAAAGCAUUAAAAGUGGGAAAGAAAUUGGAAGCAUUGGAUCUGGUUCGCCCAGUGAAGUAUUCUGCGCCGUUCCAGGACGACUUAGCCUCCUUUCCAGCACGUCCAAGUACAAAGUAACCAUUGCCGAGGUUCAAAGAAGGUUAUCUCCUCCAGAAUGUUUAAAUGCUUCUCUAUUAGGAGGAGUUCUUCGAAGGGCUAAGAGUAAGAACGGUGGACGACUACUAAGAGAAAAACUGGAAAAAAUUGGUUUGAAUUUGCCUGCGGGAAGACGAAAGGCCGCUAAUGUUACACUACUUACGUCGUUAGUAGAAGGAGAGGCAACUCACUUGGCGAAAGAUUUUCAUUUUGUUUGCGAAACUGAAUUUCCAGCCCGCCAGCUUGCCGAAUAUGUUAUAAGGCAUCAAACAGAACCGCAGGAUUCAUAUCGCAGAAAAGAACUUCUUAUACAUUCGCAACAGAUAACAAAAGAACUAAUGCAAAUACUCAGCCAAGACCGCACAACCCAUUACGGUACUAGAUCACAACAUUUGCUAGAACCAUCAAUGCAGCGCCACCUUACGCACUUCUCUUUAAUUACUCAUGGAUUUGGGUCACCAGCCAUAAUGGCCGUACUGCACGCUCUCCAGGCCUUUCUUAACGAAUCACUAAAUUAUUUAGAUAAAUUGUACCCUGCAAACAGUGGAGGCAUGGUAUCUUCCUCUCUUGAUAAAAAUAAAAUUGAUAGUGAUAAGAAAUGAUAGGAUGGGCUUGCUUUAUUUUAUUAAACACAAAAAAAACGUUUUAAACGAAGCUAAAUAUGUAAGUUUAUAUAUAUAAAUAUAUAAGUUUUUAUUAGGCAUAGAAAAAAGUAUAUGCCUCAUUGAGAAAUAUAAAUAACCUACAUAGUUUGUAUUCGAAGCCUAAUUUUAAUCUAUGUAUAUAUCUAUGUUUAUUUGCGUAUAACAGGUAUGUGUGUAAGCAAUUAGCUUUAUGUAUGUUUGUACAUGGAUAUGCGAUUGAGUGUGUAUGAAUGUAUCUGCAUUAGACUUGUCGUCAGUAUUCCAGGUUUUCAAUCUUAAUUUCAAAUGCUAUGUGUUUUUUCGUGCCAUGUAAUUAUGAAGGGGUUUUCAGUAACAACGACAUAUUUUCAAUAUUAAAGAACGAAACAAAAUAUGUGAGAUAACAGCAAAUGUAGUGUGAUGCAUAGAACGUUGCUAUUAUUGGAUUGAAUUUUUCCUACAAUUUGAUUUAUCCUACCAGAUUUUGGAUCGAAAUUGGCUGCAAGACUUUCAGCGGGCAGAAAUUCUGUAAAACAAACUUGCCUAUCAAUUUUAAGACAUGAUUAUAGAACGCCGAAAAACGAGGUACUCAUAAAAAAUGGUAUAGGUUUUAUUUUAAUGUAAUCCUCAAACCUCAAUUUGAAUAUAUAAUAACAAAAUACGAGUAUUGCUUAGUCUAUUUCGACACCGUAUGAAUCUAUACAAUAGUUAGCAAAAUCCGCUGUUAAUGAAUGCCGAGUCAAAAUUGGGCACUACUUCACUGCUACAGUGCUACAUAUUCGUUUAAACGCAUUGCAUUUUUUUCGUUUACUUUAGAACUGUUUUAAGAUUACAACAAUAACAACAACAAAUAUUCUUCCAAACUAUUCGUUUAGGUAACAGUAAACCAUCGUUGCAUUUGUUUCUUAUCUAUUGCUUUUUGUUGUAACAUAACGGGUCUCUAUUUAAAAUUAUGCUUAAAAAUGCUACAUAUUCGUAUAAACGCAUAGUUUGUUAAAGACUGCAGUAGUGAAGUUAAAAGUGAUUAACUUGUGAAUAUUGUUUGUAACUGAAUAUUUUGG